Messenger RNA from Pyrus x bretschneideri (Chinese white pear), 1716 nucleotides. Its product is annotated as protein BASIC PENTACYSTEINE6. The record is from RefSeq and is a predicted model, not a curated record. Lineage: Eukaryota; Viridiplantae; Streptophyta; Magnoliopsida; Rosales; Rosaceae. Gene Ontology annotation, biological process: response to ethylene. The transcript is spliced from 3 exons. Gene Ontology annotation, molecular function: DNA-binding transcription factor activity; sequence-specific DNA binding. Gene Ontology annotation, cellular component: nucleus. Bases 275 to 1294 code for a protein of 339 amino acids.
AUCUUACAUCCUGGCUUGGUCCUCUUUGUCUCUGAGAGAGUCUGGUGAGAGAGAGCAUCCAAACGAAAGUAAGAAAAUUCUUCUCCUUCUUCUUCCUGACUACUCCCCUUCCCUCAUCUUCUUCCUCAAAAAUCAGGGUUUUACUGAACUCCCCCACUCUCCUUCUCCGGAUAUGUAGCCUCAGUCGGAGUUUGAUGUUUAACCAGUGUAGUGUUAUACUAGCUGCAGAGGUGUGAAACUUGCAUCUGCAGCUGUUGCUAUUUACUGAUCUCAAAUGGAUGACGGUGGCCAUCGUGAAAAUGGAAGACACAAAGCGGAUCAGUAUAAAGCAGCUCAGGGUCAGUGGUUGAUGCACAAUCAGCCAUCAAUGAAACAGGUAAUGGCCAUAAUGAGCGAAAGAGAUGCAGCUAUUCAAGAAAGAAAUUUGGCCUUUUCCGAGAAAAAGGCUGCCCUUGCAGAGCGAGACAUGGCAUUCCUGCAACGAGAUGCAGCAAUUGCAGAACGAAAUAGUGCCAUAAUGGAACGAGACAGCGCCAUUGCAACUCUUCACUACCGGGAUAACUCCUUAAACAGUGGCAAUGGAUCUUCAUGCCCUCCAGGUUGCCAAAUUUCACGUGGGGUCAAACAUAUGCACCACAUGCAGCAGCAGCAGCAUGUACAUCACAUGCCGCACAUGAAUGAACCUACUUAUGGUACGAGGGAUAUGCACACAAGUGAUUCCAUCACAAUGCCACCAGAAACUUCAGUGCCUACAAAGUCACGGCAGCCCAAACGACCAAGGGAGCCCAAGACAACGCAACCAAAUAAGAAACCUUCAAAAUCUCCAAGGAAGAUGAAGAGGGAGAGUGAGGACUUAAAUAAGAUGACGUUUGAUAAAUUACAUGACUGGAAGGGUGGCCAGGAUAUGGGUGGUGAAGGUGAUGAUCUUAACAAACAGGUGGUUGUGUCAAAGUCAGAUUGGAAAGGUCAGGACCUGGGGUUGAACCAGGUUGCGUAUGAUGAGUCGACCAUGCCAGCACCCAUGUGCUCGUGCACCAGUCUCCUCAGGCAAUGCUACAAGUGGGGGAAUGGUGGUUGGCAAUCCUCAUGUUGCACAACUACAAUGUCGAUGUACCCAUUGCCAGCAGUGCCCAACAAAAGACACGCCCGUGUAGGUGGGAGGAAGAUGAGUGGGAGUGCCUUCAACAAGCUACUUAGCCGACUUACAGCUGAAGGCCAUGAUCUCUCGAGCCCAGUUGAUCUCAAGGACCACUGGGCCAAGCACGGAACAAACCGCUACAUCACAAUCAAGUAGAUGAAAAUUGGGUAGAGGCACGUGCAGGUAGGAGAAGGAACAUAGUGAUUGAUCAUGUAUGCAUUUCAAAUUUUCUUUUCGGCUCGAUGGCGGAGGGGAAAUAAUGAUUCGACAAUAGGCAGUUGGAUGUAGUAGGAUUUGGGAGCGUUGCUAUGUGGUUGUCUAAGGCCUUGGCUAUUUCUUCCCAAAUUUUUUCGACAUUAGAACUAGCUGAAUGGGUUGAUAAUGCAGUAAGAUUUUCUGGAAAACUGAGGCCGGUCGGAAAUCGAGGAAGCAGGAGGGCCAUUUCGACACCAUCUUGGCGUGAAGGAUUUCAAUCAUCCCAUGUAAUUGAAGGGUUUGUAGUUUACUAAUAAGAACAUAAUAACUGUAAUUACGUUAGCGUUUCUUAUCAACGUUUCCGGCCAUCGUUUAUUGGUGUA